This is a messenger RNA of Arabidopsis thaliana (thale cress), 947 nucleotides long. Its product is annotated as LURP-one-like protein (DUF567). Lineage: Eukaryota; Viridiplantae; Streptophyta; Magnoliopsida; Brassicales; Brassicaceae. Bases 140 to 787 code for a protein of 215 amino acids. The record is from RefSeq and is marked reviewed. The transcript is spliced from 3 exons.
AGAAAUAGAUACUUAGCAUCUUUGUCACUAAGCUUUUAAAGUCUUUAUCAAAAAAAGAUUGACACUUAGCAUCUUCAUCUACAUAAGUGUUGGAUAUAUAUAAGGAUUAAGAGGUCAGGCACGAGUGUGUAUAGACGUCAUGGGUGCGAGAAGCAGCCAGACUGUGGAUCCAGUGUUGAGCCGGAGAUACUCAUCGGAAUCAGAGACAGUACUAGUGGUGCGACGACGACCGCCUAUGGUGAACGGAGGAGGAUUCGUAGUGAGCAAUAGCAAACAAGUAGUAGUAUUUAGAGUUGAUGGGUGUGGAGUUCUUGGAACUAAAGGCAAACUUCUCUUGAGAAAUGGUGAUGGUAAUGAUUUGCUUCUCAUCCGCAAAAUGGGAGGAAUAGUGCAGGCACUGAACAUGGUACACAACAAAUGGGAAGGUUUUGGCUAUGACAAUGAAGGAACAGAGAGGUUAGUUUUCACCUUGAAAGAUCCAAAAGAUUCAUGUCUUGUUCAAAACAGUUCAAUCAAAAUCUUAGUUCACGGUAAACCCCCGAAGAUAUCAUCAACUCGCAACAACUACGUAGAGAUCAAAGGCUCUUUUGCAGAGAGAGCUUGUAACAUCAUGGAUUCAGAUGGCAAAGCCAUAGCUAAGGUGAGAAUAGAGAAAGAGAUGGAGGAAAUGGUGGGGAAUAAGAAGGAUCUGUAUCAUGUAAUUGUCAAACCAAAUGUGGACCAAUCUUUCAUCGUCGGUCUCAUUGCUAUACUCGACUAUAUUCAUGGCGAAUCUACCAUCUGCUAGAUCUACUUAUCUCUAUCUAUGUCACUGAAUGUGAUAACAUUAAACCAUACCAUGUAACAAUGGACAUUGCAAGUGUUGAAAUUUUUGCUUGUAGCUGAAGAAUUCUGGCUAAAUCAUAAGAAUUCAGAUUUGCAUAUACUCAAGAAACACAUUUAGAUUG